Oncorhynchus keta (chum salmon) is the source of this 3549-nucleotide messenger RNA. RefSeq names its product poly(rC)-binding protein 3-like. Lineage: Eukaryota; Metazoa; Chordata; Actinopteri; Salmoniformes; Salmonidae. Gene Ontology annotation, molecular function: mRNA binding. Gene Ontology annotation, biological process: regulation of RNA metabolic process; regulation of gene expression. The transcript is spliced from 15 exons. The coding region runs from base 673 to 1671 and encodes 332 amino acids. Gene Ontology annotation, cellular component: cytoplasm; nucleus. The record is from RefSeq and is a predicted model, not a curated record.
AGUAACUGCUUGUGUUAGUACCUUUCUGUAGGCUGUGUGAGUGUGUGUUUGGGUGUGUGUGUGAGAGAGAGAAAGGGAGAGAGUAGCGUUUACGUUUCACCUCCCUGUCUCCCUAUUCCCUGUCCUUCCUCUCCUCUCUACUCCUCUCUCGUUCCCUCUCCUGGACUACCCCAUUGGGACCUACCCAGACCCCUUCCCUGCCUGGACCCUCUACUCUCCAUCCCUGUGACUCUCCUCAUCUGUCCAUCCCUCCCUCUCCCAGGUCAAGUCUCCGGGUGGAUUUGAAGUGGAGACGUGGAAUCUUCCAUGUUAUUCUGGAAUGUGGGAUAAGACAGGGUCCCAUGACAUGGAGGAGAACAGCAAGGAGAUUUCCUGGACCCCUCUUUGAAUGGGUUGAUGCUGGUCCCGCUGGAGCUGAUGAUCUGAACUUGUCUGUCAGCCACCUAGCUCCCCCUCCUCCAAACACAACCACUGCCCAUGUCCUGAUCCCAGUGGUCCAGCUUGUCUGUGGUGACUGGUUGGCUGGCUGUGGCAUCACACUCUCAUUGGCCCUGGGACUCCUCUUCUACGUGACCACACCCCUUCCUUCACAUCCAAUCCCAACAUGGAACCACCCAGGUGCAGCAGCCAGGCGAAGGAGGCCUCAACGUCACCCUCACCAUCAGGCUUCUGAUGCACGGCAAGGAGGUUGGAAGCAUCAUUGGAAAGAAAGGAGAGACAGUGAAGAAGAUGCGUGAAGAGGUAAGUGCAAGCGGUGCACGCAUCAACAUCUCUGAGGGAAACUGCCCAGAGCGGAUAGUUACCAUCACCGGACCCACAGAUGCCAUCUUCAAGGCCUUCGCCAUGAUCGCAUACAAGUUUGAAGAGGAUAUAAUCAACUCUAUGAGCAACAGUCCAGCCACCAGCAAGCCUCCUGUCACCCUGCGUCUGGUUGUCCCAGCCAGCCAAUGUGGCUCCCUCAUAGGGAAAGGAGGCUCCAAAAUCAAAGAAAUGAGAGAGUCCACAGGUGCUCAGGUACAGGUCGCAGGGGACAUGCUGCCCAACUCCACUGAACGAGCAGUCACCAUCUCAGGAGCUCCGGAAGCCAUUAUCCAGUGUGUCAAGCAGAUCUGUGUUGUCAUGCUAGAGUCCCCACCGAAAGGUGCCACUAUCCCCUACCGCCCCAAGCCUGCCUCCACCCCCGUCAUUUUUUCAGGUGGCCAGGUAAGAGCCGACCCGCUGGGGGCCUCCACUGCCAACCUCAGCCUCUUACUGCAGCACCAGCCACUGCCUGCGUACACCAUUCAGGGACAAUACGCCAUCCCUCACCCUGACCAGUUGACCAAGCUCCACCAGUUGGCUAUGCAGCAAACCCCCUUUAACCCCCUUGGACAGACCACCCCUGCCUUCCCCGGUCUGGAUGCCAAUAACCAGGCCAGUACUCAUGAACUCACCAUUCCCAAUGAUCUAAUAGGCUGCAUAAUCGGGCGCCAGGGAACCAAAAUCAACGAGAUCCGUCAGAUGUCUGGGGCGCAGAUCAAAAUUGCUAACGCCAUGGAAGGGUCAUCGGAGCGCCAGAUCACCAUCACAGGAACCCCCGCCAACAUCAGCCUGGCCCAGUACCUCAUCAACGCAAGGUUCAGAGACGUGGCGGCCAUGUGGAAUGACCCAUCCUCCAUGACGACAUCCUAAGGACCCAGCCCGGCCGUCCUCCACUCCCUCUGCUCCGCCCCCUCCAUCUCCUGACCACUGAAGACAUGAUGUUCCUACCUAACUCCUGAUGAUGAUGCCCUCUAGACUAAUGAAUCUGGCUCUGAUAACAACUCCCUUGACCCUCCAGCUUACUACCACGAUCGCUCUCUAAUAAGAGAGCUGUUGCUUUCAGAGAAACUGAAAAAAUAAGUAAUGUCUUUGUUUUCGUUGAUUUUAGACCUUUAGACAAGUGUUGAAGCAUGUUGAACGUUCAUUAGGAUCAAAUUGUGUUAUUCUGAAUUCUCUCUCUAUCACUCUCUGCUAGUGUUACAAAAUAGGAUUUCAAUAUCAGUUUGAAAAAAAAAAAGUUUUAAAAAAAAAAUGUAAAACUGUAAAAACAUUGGAAAAAAAUGCUACUGUUCCAUUUUCUAGGUGCUGGGUGAUGCUAUCGGCACAGUAUGGUGGGAUGUAGCCCAAUGAUUACUUUAUGAUGCUCUUUUGAAAAUAGGUAUUUUUUAGGUCAAUUUAAUCGUUCUAUUUUUACCCCUAUUUGGAUCCUUAAAAUGAUCUGCUUACUAAUCCGAUCUCUACCCAUAACUUUUUGCUGCAUCACAUGACCUCUUUGAGCCAAUGGUAUCACUCCUAGAGCCCUCCUUUCUAUGUCCAUUUCUUGUAUUUUACAUUAUGACUUAUACUGCAUGUGUUCAGUAAUGUAUUGUAUGUAUUCGAGUAUUCCAGUUUGGUGUAAGUGUUGCUAUGUUAUUGCUGGUGGGAGGAGCUAUUGGAGGAUGGGCUCAUUGUAAUGGCUGGAAUGGAAUUAAUGGAACUGAGUCAAGCAUGUGGUUUCCAUAUGUUUGAUGUGUUUGAUACUGUUCCAUGUAUUCCAUUCCAGCCAUUACAAUGAGCCCGUCCUCCUAUAAGUCCUCCCACCAGCCUCCACUGCUCCAAACCUUUUCCGCAAUUAUUUUCAUUAUUUUUUUUUGCCAUUCACGUCUAGUCCUACUACCACCCCAAGUGAAUAACUCUCCCUCACAUCCUCCAGGAACCCUAUUUAUAGUAUUUAAGAAGCAUGAAAGGAAAUUACUCAAAAGAAUCAGUGGCUAAAAACUGUAUCCUAACUGACUGAAAACUAAAAUGAUUGUUUACUCGAUUUUUUAACCAAGACUACUGUGGGUGACCACAUAGUCAGCUAUGCUACGCUCAUGCAAUAGACAAUUCAACUCUUCAUUAUACUGUGGACUGCCUCUAGUGUGUGAGGAAUUAGUUGGACUUAAGACUAUUGCUGUGUCCAAAUUCUCUUAGUUAGCUUCCUUUCGUCGUCUCCUUCACUCCCAUGUCCACGACAGAUAAAAGAGGCUUCAAUGUAGGAAAGGAGACCAGGAGAGGAAGCUGUUUGAUAUUAUUGGGACGUGGCCAUAGGUGUUUGGAUGGAGCCAAAUGUUUAUGGGCCAUGGAAUGUUCCGGGGUUCAUGGGGGAACCCGUGGGGCCUGGGCGGACGUGUUUACCCCCACGCCGCCACAUUCGCGAUUGUUCAUCCAUCAUGUUAGUUUUAUUAUAAUAUUGUUUAUUUAAUGCUUUAGGUUUUGAAUGUCAUUAUGCUUUUAUGAUGAUGUCAACAGAUUAGAUGACAGUCAUGUUGCUUGUUUUAAGUGAUGAUUUAAAAAAAAAAUUGCAAUUCUAUUUAUUGUUUCUUGGUGCAUCAUAAUGACUGUUUUGGUUGAUCAUGAUAUUUAAGCUAGGUUUUGUUUGUGUGUAUUGUAUUGGAUUUCAGGGGAGCUUUGGGCUAUAUUUGUUUGAAUUAAACAUGGCAAAUUCCCUUCAUAACAAUUCUCAAGCUUAUUCAAAGUAUAGGCUGUUGUGACAUGUCAUGUUUGCAA